AUGAGAACAGGAUUAUUAAUUUGCCUGAUAUUAGGAGUGUUGAGCGUUGAACUCAAUAUGGAGAGACAUUCAGAAGAAGUUUUGGCCAAAUUAAGAGAAUCUAAAUGGGCUUCUUUCAUAGUUGACUUCGCAGAAGUAGAAUUGGGAAGUGGAGGAGCCUUAACAGAAUUGGUUGAAGCUAUCAAUUAAUUGAUUGACUAAUUAGAGGAGGAAUUAGAUGACAUUCAUCAUGCUUACUCUAGAAGAACAGAUGAACAUAAUAGAGAUGUCACAAGAUAUGAAUAAGAAAUUUAAGAUGCUGAUAGAGGUUAAUGUUUAAAUAAUAUUAUUAGAUAUUUUCAACGGAGAAGACUUCAUUGAUAACGUUCUCAUUCCAUAAAAAUAAAGAUUCCAAGAUGCUCUUGCUCAAUUGAAAACCAACAUUGAGGAAAACAGAAGAAUUCUUGAUUCAGAAACAGUCAACAGAAAGAAAUAACAUGAGUAAUUCUUAUCCAACAUAGCUGAAAUUAAUGAAGCUAUUGGUGCUGUCGAUGAAUCCUUAGGAUUACUUUCUUAAAUUACUAACCCAUCACUCGUCUAAUUCAAGAGAGUGUAAACCAAUUUAGGUAGAAUCCAAACUUCAUUCUAAAACCAUUCUUCAUUUGCUCCAAUUAUCAAAGCCUUACUUGAAUUAGCAACAGAAUAAAACUUCGCUGAUUAAGGAUCAGUUUCAUAAUUGGUUAAAAUCUUUAAUGAAUUGAGAGUUUAAUUUGUUGAUACAUUAAACUAAGAAACAGCUGAUGAAAGUUAAGCUGAAACUAAAUUCGCUGAGAGAGUAGCCUAAUUAGAAAAAGAAUUUGCUGAAUUCUAAAGAGCUGUCCUCAUAAAGAAUUCUGAAAUUGCUGCUAAUGAAUGUAAAAAAUUUAUAUUAAUUUUUAUAGAAAAAUUAGGAGAAACCAUCGUUUAUGUUGGAUAAAGAAAAGAUGACAGAGCCACUCUUUAAGCUUAAUUAUAAGCUGAAAAUGAUAACUAUGCUUCUGAAACCGAUCUCUACAACAGAACUGUUGCAGAAUAUAACAAAGAAAUCGAGAUCAGUAAGCAAGCUCUUGGUUUAUUAACCUAACCAAGCUUUGAAUAAUAUGUCAAAUCUAAAGUUGGAAUUUGAUCCAUAUUGGCACAUUCAAAUAAUAUAUUAACAAUCAUU
Molecule: messenger RNA, 1183 nt
Organism: Paramecium primaurelia
Lineage: Eukaryota; Ciliophora; Oligohymenophorea; Peniculida; Parameciidae
Source: the annotation of a GenBank genome assembly